UAUUUUUUCACCACCGGUACAUAUUAGGACGAACGCAACCAGGAAGCAGUGGACAAACACUGAAAACAAACUGUUUAUCAAUUUUAUUCUAUUAAAUUAACGCUGGAGGAAGCGAUCGCACUGUUUGAACUGUAUCUCGUGGUCAUGAUUAUAUCUUUCUCAUGGGCUGUUUAUUUCAUGUUCGUGUCUAAGGCUGGUGUGGGCAAGAAUUAUGGAAUAGACUGGUGAAGGUCUGCCGGAGAGAUUUCAUUUGAGUAAACAGAGCAAAAUAUACACCGCUAAACACUUUCAGCAUGUCGUUUUUAUUCUCUGCAGAUGGCCUGGACUCUUUGAGAUGGUGAGUCUGGUUCUGUAGGGUUACUUAAGGCGUGAAAAUGGACUUCUCCAAGUUCCUGGCAGAUGAUUUUGAUGUGAAGGACUGGGUGAAUGGAGCUUUUAAAGUGGUUCAGAAAGAUGCACCUGGUAAAACAGACGCUCACGCUUCUACUCUGGUCAUGAAGCUGCAGCUGUUCAUUCAAGAGGUCAAUAACUCUAUAGAAGAGAGCAGCAAUCAGGCCCUGCAGAAUAUGCCACGUGUAUUGAGGGAUAUUGAAGCUCUGAAACAGGAGGCGUCAUUCCUGAAGGAUCAGAUGAUUCUGGUUAAAGAGGACAUCAAGAAAUUUGAACAGGACACAGUGCAGUCUAUGCAGGUGUUGGUGGAGAUUGAUCAGGUGAAGUCCCGAAUGCAGUUAGCAGCUGAAGCGCUACAGGAAGCUGAUAAAUGGAGCACUCUCAGUGCCGACAUCGAGGAGACUUUUAAGACACAGGACGUGGCUGUGAUCAGCGGUAAACUGACUGCCAUGCAGGGUAGUUUGGCGAUGCUGGUGGACACACCAGACUACAGUGAGAAGUGUGUUCAGCUGGAGGCUCUGAAGAACCGUCUGGAAGCUCUGACCAGCACACAGAUCGUCUCCACGUUCAACUCGCUUGCUACAGAUCAAGCAAAGCUUUUUGUAAGAGUUUUUACCGAAAUGGACAGAAUGCCACAGUUACUGGCUUACUACUAUAAAUGCCACAAGGCACAACUGUUGAGCGUGUGGGAAAGUAUCUGUCAGUCAGACGCUCCUCUGAAGCAGCAGCUGUCUGAGUUUUACGACACACUUCUGUCCACAUGGCACACACAGCUCCAGUGGAGCAGUCAGGUCUUUAAAAACCCCUGUGAAGUGCUCACAGUGCUGAUGAUCCAGACGUUGGGGGCGAUGGUGCCGUCUAUCCCAGACUGCAUUGCUGUGGCAUUGAGGCGUAGCUCAGGCGACAGUCGUCUGGACGUGCUUUUGGAGCUUCAUCAGACGGCGGCAAACUUCAGUCGCAGCCUGGAGGCGGCAAUGCAACCGCAGCUCGGCAAGUGUAACCUCUUGAAGGUGGCAGAGCUGGUAUCUUGUGUUUAUUCACCUUAUAAGACUUAUCAGAUGCAGUACGGAGAACUAGAGGAGACGAACUUACUGAUCCAACUCAGUGCUGUUCCUCUGGAGCGUGGUGAGGUUCUGGACUGCGUGUUAGAGCUCACACACUCGGUUCAGAAGGUGUUUGGUUUGGCGGCGGCUGCCGUGGAUCGCUGUGUGAAGUUCACUGAUGGACUCGGCGUGUGUGGGCUCAUCAAAGCCCUGCGAGCGCUUUUCAGCAAGUACGUGGCAGACUUUUCUGUCACGCUUCAAAAGUUUUAUGUUAAUGGAGGUAUGUACAGUUAAAUAAAAGUAUAUAAAUCAUCUGUUUGUUCUUCUAGAAUCAUUGCAGCCUGUGGAGAGCUCCUCAGACAAUGUGGAGCAUUUGAACAGCAGCUUUCAAACAAGAUCUUGGGAAGGGCGGGGCGUUUCCUGUGGGAGGGGUUUAACCCCAGAAGUUUGACUGGCCUACAAGAGGGCGUGGCUGAGAGGCGGAGCCAAAAGAACCCAUGGCAGGAAUACAACUACCUUCAGCAGACUAACAUGGCCGAGUAUAAUACUCUACUGGAGACGCUGCACUCCCUGAAGGAGAAAGGAACAGGAAACUCAAGCUUAUUGGCUGAGACUCGCGGCGCUCUGACGCGUCUGAACCAGCAAGCCAAUCAGCUGGCGUUUGACUCUGUGUUCCUGCAAAUCAAGCAGCAGCUUUUCCUUCUCAACAAACCAGAGGGCCGCGGCUCUGCUAAUUUGAGUCAAACGCUAACUGAUGAUCUACCGGCCUUCAGUUUGUCACCGCAGGAGUACAUCACUAAUAUCGGUCAGUAUAUCAUGUCUUUGCCUCUUCAUUUGGAGCCGUUUGUGACUGCGGAGGAUCCAGCGCUGGAACUUGCGUUACACACUGGCAAACUGCCGUAUCCUCCAGAACAAGGUGACGACGUCCCUGAGCUGGAGAACACGGCAGAUUAUUGGCUGGGUUCUAUCGCCAGGGCGACCAUGCAGACCUAUUGUGAUGUCAUCCUACAGCUUCCUGAGCUCAGCCCGCAUGCAACCAAACAGCUGGCAACUGACAUAGAUUACCUGAGUAACGUCAUGGAUGCGCUGGGGUUGCAGACCUCUAGAACCCUCCAGAAUAUGGUCACCCUUCUUCGUGCCAAACCGGACGAAUACCGGCAGACAGCCAAACCCCUCCCGCGCAGACUGGCCUCCACCAUCGCCACCAUGAGGGGUCUGGAGUACUGACACCAUCACCGGCCAUGGAUGCAUUUGUGUUGAAGGGUUUUCAUUGUUGCCGAAACAAACGCCAAAAUGUGACACUAAACAGAUCUAAUAUUUCUCAGCAAACACAAAUCUAUAAAUGGCACUUUUUGUAAAUUGUUUUUAACAAAUUUUAACAGAAGUUGGUGGUUUGGGAAAAUAAAACAUAGUCUAGGACUAAAUUGUGCAGAAAAGAACAAGUUACAGUGAUUCAGUUUUGGUCUUGCUGGACUUUCUUCUGCUUAUUGUUGACUCCAGGAAUUUAGUUGAAAUGCCAGCUGGUUUAUGCAGUUAGUUGUUGCAUAUUUAUUUUUUUGUGUUUUGCUUGUUUGCCAUUAUUUCUCUUGAUCAGUAAUAAACGUGAGUGCUCUUGUGUUUCUGGUUUAUCAGGCUACAUGGUAACUAAUGCUUUCGAAUGCAUUUUCACGUCUGGUUUUCUGACUUUGUAUUUCUGUUUUCUUUGCUCACAUGGAGAGUUUCAUACAGCAUUUUCUGAUCAAUUCUGUUCAUUUGAUAAAAUAAAACACCUGAACAGA
Molecule: messenger RNA, 3211 nt
Organism: Sinocyclocheilus anshuiensis
Lineage: Eukaryota; Metazoa; Chordata; Actinopteri; Cypriniformes; Cyprinidae
Product: conserved oligomeric Golgi complex subunit 7-like
Exons: 16
Biological process (GO): retrograde vesicle-mediated transport, Golgi to endoplasmic reticulum; intracellular protein transport; Golgi organization
Cellular component (GO): COG complex
Source: RefSeq, a predicted model, not a curated record